Suillus paluster is the source of this 1979-nucleotide messenger RNA. Its product is annotated as FAD binding domain-containing protein. Bases 233 to 1867 code for a protein of 544 amino acids. Lineage: Eukaryota; Fungi; Basidiomycota; Agaricomycetes; Boletales; Suillaceae. The transcript is spliced from 12 exons. The record is from RefSeq and is a predicted model, not a curated record. Gene Ontology annotation, molecular function: FAD binding.
AGUAUCAGCGCGGCCGUCCAAUCAGGGUCAUGAAAUAUUUGGUGAGCACUGUGACAAAUCAUCUAAUGGGAUGUACUGGGAUGUGUAACGUCGGCAAUUGCAGGUCAUUUUAGUAAGGAUAUUCAUUUACAGUUCCCACUUUUCCGGAUUGAUCGGCUUUUCCCCUGUAUUAAAACGACCCCAUUUCCCUCUAUGCCGAUCCAAAAACCUCUGAACUCAUCAGCUUCUACGUAUGAACUCUACUCAUCCUCCUGUGCUAAUAGUAGGCGCUGGGCCAGCAGGUCUGGUAGCAGCGUUGACACUCGUCCAAAACGGCAUCCCAGUUCGCAUCAUUGAUAAAGAUCCCAAGCCUCACAUCGGACAGCGUGGACCCACAAUAUGGCCACGCUCCCUCGAGCUCUUUAACUUCCUGAACGUUCCGGACGUCAACAUUCUAGGGAAACCAAUCCCUGACAUCCGUUCAUACAAGUCCGGGACGUUGGAACCUCUGAAAGACUAUUCGAUCGUUCCGCACAUGGAGCCUACAUCAACGGUGCCAUUUCACAUCCCCAAGACGAUAGGGCAACAGCUCCUAGAUGUGGUUCUGCGGCGCCACCUAGAGAAGUUCUCUUGCUCUGUCGAGAUGAGCACCGAACUGCGUUCAUUCGAACAGUCCGACCAGGGUGUUACCGCCGUUCUCGCGAAGAACGGUAUCUUAGAGACUUUUAAUACCAAGUGGAUGAUUGGUGCUGACGGUGCUAAAGGCGUCGUGCGCAAACAGCUUGGGCUCACGUUUUUUGGCGAGACUAGAGACGAUUUCUGCGUUGUUACUGGAGAUAUUCGUUUCAAGGGAGUUGUCUCGAAGCACCUUCACCAAUUUGGAAGCUUGGGUGGACAAUCCCUCUCAUUGCGUCCGACAGACGAAAUCGGCGAGGAUGGCUGGCAAUUUUUCAUCUCCGAUCGCGAAGUAGAGUUGGCGAAGAUUGUUCAGAGCGAGGAACUCCUCUUCGAGACCAUCGCGUCGUUCAUCCCCACUGAGAUUACAUUCAACAAGCUGGUUUGGGUGAGCGAGUACCGGGCCAAUAUCCGUAUGGUAAACAAGUUUAGCGACGGUCAAGUGUUCGUUGUGGGUGAUGCUGCACAUGUUCACAGUCCUGCCGGUGGUCAGGGACUCAAUGCAAGUGUCCAAGAUGCCUUUAAUCUAGGAUGGAAACUUGCGCUCGUCGAAAAAGGACUUGCGGACAAGUCUCUUCUCGAGACAUACAGCGCAGAGCGUCUCCCUGUCAUCUCCGAGAUGCUCGAGAUGACCACCUCUAUUCUUAACAAGGCCGUAACCACAGGAGAUCUGACGCACCACCAAAGUCCCAUCCUUUUCAUGCUUGGUAUCAACUGUCGGUUCAGCAGCAUCGUACUCGAUGAAUUUGCAACUCCAGUCGAGGGGAAGCCUAUCAACGCAUACGGGGUGUUUGAUGAGGGGCAUCUCGCAGCUGGAGACAGGGCACCCGAUGCACCCAACAUGCUACAGGUAGGGCACGGAGAGUCUGAAGUGAAGACGCUUUUCGGUCUGUACAGACCCUGGUAUCACACGGUGCUUGUGUUCGCGCCGAGUCUUGCAGAUACUUCCCCGAUCUUGGGCGCGCUUGGGGCAUGCAACAAAAGUGUGGUGCGAUCGGCAGUCAUUUUGCCUUCAUCGGCACCAGCGAUACCUGUCGCAUCUCCUGCUGAUCUCGUUCUCGUUGAUCAGGAGGGCUAUGCGUAUUCAGCUUAUCUUGUCAAAGCUAACCAAACGAAGGUGUUUGUGAUACGGCCGGACGGAGUGAUUGGGGCGAUCGUUCAUGGUGAAGAAGGCGUGAAGAAAUAUUUCUCAAACAUCUUUUUGGACCUUUAGUUGUCUGUUCUUUUUACACUUUUACAAUCAUAACCAAAUCAUAACUCAUUUAUAUCACCGUGUUGUAGAUAUCAUGUUUGUAACUGAAAUUAUGCGUCGUCGAGUAUCACAU